This is a messenger RNA of Hydractinia symbiolongicarpus, 1043 nucleotides long. RefSeq lists its product as uncharacterized. The transcript has 7 exons. Gene Ontology annotation, cellular component: membrane. Bases 194 to 994 code for a protein of 266 amino acids. NCBI's taxonomy places the organism in Eukaryota, Metazoa, Cnidaria, Hydrozoa, Anthoathecata, Hydractiniidae. The record is from RefSeq and is a predicted model, not a curated record.
AUAAAUAAAGGUAACUAUGUGUUCAUUUCUUUUUUUAACAAUGAAGUAAUUAGAAGAAAAACAGCUCCCCUAUCAGAUCGGACUUUGAUUGAGCAGUUAAUUAUCGUAUCUUCUAUAUGAAUGCAAAUGUAAGCAAAAUAAAGUUUGAACACAGAGUUAAUGAUUUCGUUGUUCACAGAGCUAAAACUUGAAUAUGCCUCCACAUGAAGAGGCAGGUGAGAUACAUCAAAGAGAAGUUGUAAAUGUGCAAACUAAAAAUGAUUCCAGUGAAGAAAAGCAAGAAGGGUGUUGUCGUAAUUUGACAAAUGCUGUCAACAGAACGUUGGAGAACGCUUUUGCAAAGAUUGGUUUUGUUGUAGCCACUCAUCCAUGGAAAACAAUUUUAAUUUCCUUGCUAAUCACUGGAUUAUGUUUGAUCGGGGUUGUCGAGUACGAAGUUGAAAAUCGAGGCGAAAAAUUGUGGGUUUCCCAAUCAUCUGAUUCACUGAAACACAAAGACUGGGUCGAGGAGAUAUUUCCUUUGCAAUAUAGAGAAGUUGCUAUUAUGUUAGAAAAACCCUCUGAAAAUAUUUUAACUCCGCAAGGCCUGGAAGAGUUGUAUAAAGUUUAUGAAGCAAUUACAAAGGUGGAAGAUGGGAACAGUAAUACACAAUGGAAAGAUAUAUGUUACAGAUCAUCAUCAGUCUGUAUUCCAAGCUCCAUAUUAGAAUUAUGUUCUUAUAAUCUUACAGAAAUCAGAACGUUAAAGACACAAGAUAUUUUAAAUAGAAUUAAUAAAAAACCUUUAAUUAGUCCAAUGACGAGGAAGUUUAUGAAUGCUGAAUUGAUGAUUGGUGAACCUGUGAUGAGAAAUAAAAGUAAUGGUCUUAUCGUCAGUUCAAUUGUGGCAAGAAUAAACAUUAAAAUAAAAAAAAACACAACUUUGUGCAAAGCAAAGGGAGGCUGGUUGAUGAAAAUGGUGAACGAUGGGAAGAAUCAUUCGAUGGAGCCAUAAGAGCUCUUCCAACGCCUGGAUAUACUUUAUACUACUUUUCAGAAUGAGG